AUGGCCUGGGCGCUGACGAGACCAGCAGGGCAACCGGACCUUGGCGUGCCACAGACCAUGGCUCUCCGAAAGUGGUCUGGUCCGCAGACUGUCCAUGCGGUCCUCCGGCACGGCCAACUUCGAGAGGUCCAAGAGAAGCGGCACUCCCCGAGCUCGGCUUUCGAGACCAUCCAAGACUCUUACUUGCCCACAAUGCGCGGCAAGGCCAUUGUUGCUGCGGCUCUGCUUGCCGGCGGGUUCGAGUUGGCGGCGGCCAGUGGUGCUAGUCGCUGCAAUGCCGACAAUUGUCUUCGAGCCAUGAGGGCGACGCAGACUCCGGGACGUCUUGAGAGCGCCAAGGCAUUUUGUGCCACAUACACCAGGGUCACUGAUAUUGCCGCCCCAACGGCAGUUCCGUCGUACGCCGCGGAUGGCUGCAAGGACAACAUGAACGGGCCCAUGGCCGUGAGAAUCUCGAGUGCCUGCUCUUGCAUCGCACCCGGGCCUUCGACCACGACGACUCCCCCCGCUCCCACGACGACGCCUCCCCCAUCGGCGACUCGAAAUCCCUGCGCCAAGGUUAGCGCAUCAUGGUCGGAGCAGUUGAGAACGGCGACAGGAAAAGCCGUCCCCACUGUGGCAGCAUCGCUCGCCCUCGAGUGUCUCAAGACGGUUCCGCUUGGCAAGGAUGAGGCUGUCGAGUUGAUCGAUGCCAUCGAGCCCUACCUCGAGUGGCAGAGUGACGCGGCGUACAAAAAGGACCCUCCCCCGUCCUACUUCUACCCCGGAUUCGACCUCUUUGGCAACCUCGCCGCGGUUCGGUCCAAUGUCCAGGCCGGCAAGUAUGCGGGCGAGUUUGAUUUCCAGACAGACCUCUACAAGCAGGUCUGGGCCCCGGGCCAGGAUGGCCACUACGUCUUCUACCCCGACUUGUUGGCCAGAGCCUUCAGAUGGAGACGUGCUGUUCCUCCCAUUGUGUCCAUCAGCGAGGACGGCGAGUCUUUGCCCGUCAUCAAGCUUCAGACCGAAGUCGUCGCCAACCCCGAGACUGCGCAGGCCAUUACCAUGAUCAACGGCAUUGAUGCCGCCAAGUACGUCGAAGAUACUGUCAAUGCUGCCAGCUACCUUCAGGAUGUCGACGCAUCCUACAACACCAUGUUUUGGUCCAAGGCCACCGCCGCCAAUGGCGGAGUCGGCAAUUUCAUCUCGGGCGGUCGCAGUGCCCUGUUUUACCAUGGCGACAGCACGAGUUUGACCUUUGCCAAUGGCACAACCGUGGAGAUCGAGAACAAGGCCGCCGUUGUGGGUGACAUGACUGGCGUCAUGGACGGCCCUUCCAUGUACAAGAAGUUCUGCACCCCUCUUCCCCUCAAGCCCAACAUGGCCUCUGUUUCCGCCAUCGCCAACGCAACCGUCCCUGGCUACCCCAAGCCUGUCAUUGCCUCCUCCGAUGGUGUCGUCUCUGGCUAUUAUCUCAGUGGCGCCGGUCUCGAUGACGUCGCCGUGCUUUAUCUGAUGUCGUUCGAGCCCAAGAGCCCUGCCGAAUUCCAGGCUGUCGUCAGCGACUUCCUGCGCGAGGCCAAGGCCGCUGGCAAGACCAAGCUCAUCGUUGACUUGCAGAACAACGGCGGCGGUUACAUUCUUCUGGGCUACGAUUUCUUCCGCCAGCUGUUCCCCUCGGUCGUGCAGGACGGCAACUCUCGCUGGAAGCAGAGCAAGAGCUUCGCUGCCUUGGCCCGUUACAUCUCCGACGCCGUCCAGGGUGUCAAUCCCGCCACCGAAGCCAACAGCGAUCUCAUUGAAAUGUAUGAGACCUGGUGGAACUACCGCUAUGAUUUGGACGUUGAAAACAAAAACUUUGCCACCUUUGCGGACAAGUUCCAGCCUCAUGUCCGCAAAGACACCGACUACACCAACCUGAUGCGAUGGAACCUCAGCGACCACCUCACCACUUACAACACGACAUAUGGUAUGGGCAUUGACAUAUCCGGAUAUGGCAUCCGCUCAAACCUCUCUCAGGCGUUCGAAGCUGAAGACAUUGUCAUUCUUUACGAUGGCGCCUGCUCAUCCACCUGCACUCUGGCAUCCGAGAUGCUUCGGCUCCAAGGCGGCGUCAAGUCUAUUGCCAUGGGUGGUCGUCCCCAGCAAGGCCCGAUGCAGGGUGUCGGCGGCAUCAAGGGGUCGCAGAUCCUCAACUUCCUCAACAUUUACACCUACGCCAACUACAUUGCCCAGCUGACCAAGGACACCAGCGCCCAGGCUGAACUGAGGCGCUUCAAGCCCCUGCCCAUGCAGCGGUCGACAGGCUCUGCAGUCAAUGUGCGGGACCAGAUCCUCCGCGACAAUGUCGAAGACGGCAUUCCUGCCCAGUACGUCACCGAGGAGGCUGACUGCCGCCUGUACUGGACGGCCCCCAUGAUUUCGGACGUUGGCGAGGUGUGGAAGUCUGCCGCAAACGCUGCCUUGAACGGCGCCAAGUGCGUCUACGGCGGUAUUGCCGGAUCGAAGCCCAACCGCAGAAGCCCCGUUGCGUCUGUUCUGACUGCUCGCGACCCCGUCAGGAUGUCCGACAGCGUGGACAAGACCCCCAUCGCACACGGCCUGAACUGGGAGGCUCAGCACCUGCAGGUGGCCAUCAACUAG
Messenger RNA from Metarhizium album ARSEF 1941, 2622 nucleotides. Its product is annotated as pyridine nucleotide-disulfide oxidoreductase family protein. The transcript is spliced from 6 exons. Bases 1 to 2622 code for a protein of 873 amino acids. NCBI's taxonomy places the organism in Eukaryota, Fungi, Ascomycota, Sordariomycetes, Hypocreales, Clavicipitaceae. The record is from RefSeq and is a predicted model, not a curated record.